GCCGGUGACCUUUGAGGAUGUGGCUCUGUACCUCUCCCGGGAGGAGUGGGGAAGACUGGACCACACACAGCAAAAUUUCUACAGAGACAUACUACAGGGCAAAAAUGGGCUGGCUUUGGCACUGCUCUGCAGAACCUUCCACACAGAGGGACAUGUUUGCUUCUGUCCUAGGACAGUGACCACAAGCCAGGUGCCUGUUGAGUUCUAGAAAGAAGAUAUGGGGCUUAACUUUAAACUAUGUUUGGUCAACUUAGAUUGGAAUUUGAAUAGCCAGUGUUGGGUGCUGUGGUCACAUCUGUAAGCCCAGCAGUAGGGGCAGAGGCAAAGGCUAGGGCACUAAUGCUUACACAGGGAGCGCCAGGCCUGCCACAGCCAAGCAGUGAGGCUUUGUCUCAACGGAGAUUUAUAAAGGAAGAGGCAGCCGUGCAGGUUAGUAGCUGCAGCACUGCCCAGUGUCGGCUUGGAAUGUUGUUCCUUCUUUCCCUGCAUUCAUAUCACAGAUUAUUCACCUCAGCCUCCCAGCUCCAGAUGUGUCUGCUCAUCUGGAGGCUCCCUGGUCAGAUGCGCCAUCAGCCGCCCUCCCAGAUCCUUGAGGCACUGCAGCUGCUUCCAAGAACCCACAGGACAAGCUUGCUCUCCAGGGUGGGAAGGGCCGUGUCGAAGUCCAAGCUUUUGACCCCUCAGUUUCAAACUGAUCUUGACAGAAUUUGAUGAUGCCUUCAGCUGUCCAUUGUUAUCCACCCACCCAUCCAUCCAUCUAUCUGUCCAUCCAGCCAUCCGUCUAUCUGUCCAUCCAUCCCUCUAUCUGUCCAUCCAUCUUAUCUAUCCAUCUGUCCAUCCGUCCAUCUGUCUUUCUGUCCAUGCAUCCAUCCACUCAUCCAUCCGUCCAUCCACCCAUCCAUCCAUCUAUCUGUCCAUCCAUCCGUCUAUCCAUCCAUCUAUCCAUCCAUCCACUCGUCUAUAUGUCCAUCCAUCCAUCCAUCCAUCCAUCCAUCCAUCCAUCCAUUAUUUAAAUUUACUAGUUAAGGUGGAAUCCCUGAGCCUAAGCAGUGUGUGUGUGUGUGUGUGUGUGUGUGUGUGUGUGUGUGUGCAUGAGAGAGAGAGAGAGAGAGAGAGAGAGAGAGAGAGAGAGAGAGAGAGAGAUAUUGAGAGAAUGCACCAGAUGUCAGCCUUGAGUCAUGGCUCUCUAAGAGCUGUCCAUGUUUUUUGGUUGGUGGUGAAUUGUUUUUGUUUUGAUUUUUGAUUUUUUUGAGACAGGAUUGUGGCCCUGGCUAUCCUGGAACUCACUUUGUAGACCAGGCUUCAAGCUGCCCCUGCUUCCCAAUGCUGGGAUUAAAGUUGUGCCAGGUCAUUUCGUUUUGCUUGUUUGGUUGGUUUCUGAGACAGGGUCCUUCAUUGGUCAGGAGCUCAGCUGUCUGCGCUCGAUAGCUGUUGAGCUCCAGGUCCCCACACACCCAUCGUUAGGACUACAGACAUUGCCAUUGUUUUUAAUGUGGUUGCUAAGGAUGGAGCUUAGAGCCUCACAGUGCUUUGUUGACAGGCACUUGAAUGACUGUUCUCUUUCCAGCCCCGUGACCAUGCCAGUUCUGUUAGUGACGGGUGUGGUGGUCCUGAGACCACCCAUACUAGGCACACCAGUACCACAUCCAGUACCCCACUCCUGUAAUUUCCUUAGGUUUGCUUACCAGCCAUUGCUAGCAUUUGCCAGGGCUCAAACCAACAAGUCCAAGCAAAUCCUGGAGAUUAGAGGGAAUUUAGCACUCAACUGGGUCAUGACCUAGCAAAUUCCUUUCCUUCCUUGAGGCAUGGGAGCCAUAGCUCUCUGCUCUUACUGACCACACAGAACUCCUCAAGGACACAGCACAUGAGUCCUGUGGUUGUCAGUGUCCCAGUCUCUCUGCCUAAGAACUGAUUCCCCCAAAUGCAAGUGCAGGAGUAAGGUGGUUCUCUGUGGUUCUUACUGUUGGGCCCACCGACUGUCCGCCAUGAUGAGGCUCCUGCUGAGCCCAGCAGUCUCUGCUCCUCACUCUUGAGUUCUGUUAUUUGCUCAGGGGAACAGAGAUAGGGCCAAACACUGGGAGAGGAUGCACUGUCAACACAGGAACUUGUUUAUUUUACUUUACUUUUAUGUGGUGCUAGGGGAUGGGACUCAGGGCCUCUCACAUAUAGCCCAUGUAGCUCAGGCUAGCCUUAAACUCCUGAUCUUCCUUCCUCCACCUCCUAAGUGGAAUACCAAAAUUAUGCCACCAAGCCUGGAAUCGUUUGAAGUUUGAGUACUAAUCUGUUGAGAUAGUAUCACUAUGUGUUAGGCGGGGCUUGAGCUCAGCCUCCCUGGUUUUGCCUUAGGUUUCUAGGUGAAGGGUUCCCCCCCUUUUGCCUUACAGCGUUGAGUCAGGGUAGAGAUGGAUCACAAUGGGUGGAGUCCAAUUGGGGGAUGACCCUACUGCUGGGCAGUCCCAGAAGUUCAGCUUUUCUUUCUGGACAGGGUUUCCCUUCAGCAGACCUUUCUGGGUCCCCCAAGUUGAGGGGAAGGGCCAGGCGUCAAGCUCCAGCAGGAUCACAGGAGCUGAGGAGAGGAGAGACCUUGGUUCAGGAGCUAUGGAAAUGGGGAAAAUGGUGCCAACCCUGGCGGUUGCCACCCUAGAGGACACAAAACCCAUAAGGACUAGGGCCAGAUGGGCCCCGGGGGAAGACCCGAAGUAUGGUCAACAAGUGGCUAGUGGUCCGGCUACAGAGUUGGCCAGAGACACCGGGGAAGCUAGUCAGCUAAAACCAGCCCCAUCUGAAGCACAUCCUCUCAAGACCCCAGAGUACAGAGGCCCAGAGAAACCCAGUGAGCGGGAGGAGGCCCUGACAAGUGGCGAAGAGAGUCUGGUACCCGACAGCGACACUGGCAAGAAGACAUACAAGUGCGAACAGUGCGGCAAGGGCUUCAGUUGGCACUCGCACCUGGUGACACACCGGCGCACGCACACGGGCGAGAAGCCUUAUACCUGCACGGACUGCGGCAAGCGCUUCGGCCGAAGCUCACACCUCAUCCAGCACCAGAUCAUCCACACGGGCGAGAAGCCCUAUACCUGCCCCUCGUGUUGGAAGAGCUUCAGCCACCACUCCACGUUGAUCCAGCACCAGCGCAUCCACACCGGUGAGAAGCCCUACGUGUGCGACCGCUGUGCCAAGCGCUUCACCCGCCGCUCGGACCUAGUCACACACCAGGGCACUCACACCGGCGCCAAGCCCCACAAGUGCCCCAUUUGCGGCAAGUGCUUCACCCAGAGCUCUGCCCUGGUCACGCAUCAGCGCACCCACACUGGCGUCAAGCCCUACCCGUGCCCGGAGUGCGGCAAGUGCUUCAGCCAGCGCUCCAAUCUCAUCGCACAUAAUCGCACGCACACGGGCGAGAAGCCCUACCACUGCCUCGACUGUGGCAAGAGCUUCAGCCACAGCUCGCAUCUCACUGCUCACCAACGCACCCACCGUGGCGUGCGACCCUACUCCUGCCCACUCUGCGGCAAGAGCUUCAGCCGCCGCUCCAAUCUGCACCGGCACGAGAAGAUCCACACCACUGGACCCAAGGCUCUGGCCAUGCUCAUGCUGGGGGCAGCGGCGGCGGGAGCACUUACAGCCCCUCCACCUGCUCCUACUUAAAAGCCUGAGAAAGAGCAGUGAGAACACCCAGGGAAGCUGGGACAGCCCCGCCGAUGCCUAGGGCCCUGGGAAGACGCUGGGCCCUAGCGAGUGGGAUGAUAGACUAGGAGGUGCUACUUCUGGCACCAGGUGGGCAUGGUAACGUGGGAGGAGCCAGGGCUAGAAGGGCGGGCACUCUAGCUGCAGAUUAAAGGCCUGGAUUUCAAGCUGUGCCCUGUGGCUAUGUCUGCCUGGUGCUUGAGCUGAUCUCUGAGUAUCGGGUAGCUCUUGGUUCCACCAGAGGUUAUCCUUGUUCAAGUAACCCUGAGUCACCACUGUUGGCCUAGGAAGCCUCUCUUCCCUAACUUUGAAUUGGGUCACAGACUCUUUUGUCAGAUGUCUGUUCCAGAACAUUAGGACCUUUUUUUAAGGCAACAAUAUUUGAGUCGGGUAUAGUGGCACACUCCUUUAAUAAAGUGAGUGCAGGACAGCUAGGACUGUUACACAGAGACCCUGCCUCAAAAACCAAAUCACAGUUAGUAGUAGUAGUAGUAGUAAUAAUAAUAAUAAUAAUAACAAUUAUUAUUAUUAUAAUUAUAAUAAAAAUAAAAAAUUGU
Rattus norvegicus (Norway rat) is the source of this 4244-nucleotide messenger RNA. The record is from RefSeq and is a predicted model, not a curated record. Lineage: Eukaryota; Metazoa; Chordata; Mammalia; Rodentia; Muridae.